AUGACGAUAAAGACCACAAUGGAUAUAAUGUUGGGACCCGACCCUGUUCCAAUCAACAACAACAACAACAACAACAACAACAACAACAACAACAACAACAACAACUUAAAUGUGACAGAUGAUACACCGACGCCGACACCUACACUGACACAAGCCAAAAGAAUCACCAAGACCAUGUUAAUGGAUGAGAAGCUCAACGUGUCAUCGAGCUUGCUUGCAAGGGACGAGAAGUAG
Messenger RNA from Acytostelium subglobosum LB1, 234 nucleotides. RefSeq lists its product as hypothetical. NCBI's taxonomy places the organism in Eukaryota, Evosea, Eumycetozoa, Acytosteliales, Acytosteliaceae. The record is from RefSeq and is a predicted model, not a curated record. The transcript is spliced from 3 exons. Bases 1 to 234 code for a protein of 77 amino acids.